AAUGCUGUGUUUGGUAGCAGUAACUUCUGGGGCGCUCGGUAUGCUCCUUUAUCUCACUACGGUAUCAAGUUAUACAUACAUACGUCUCGUCGGAGAAAGCCCCCAAUCACCCAAUUUAGUUAUUGAUUUCUGAAAUCUUGAUAGGGUUGUGAUCCGUACAUCUCAGAUAUCGCGUUAUCUACAUCGAAUUUGAUCAGUAAGUAUUCAACCGGCAAGGAAGAUGCAGUUCUUUGGAGGGUCAGAGAUCAGUCCGUCGCCACCGGCGCCAACUCAAUCGGGGAACAAUGCUCACAUGAUUUACAUUUUCAACCGGAACGGUGUUUGCUUACUAUAUAGGGAGUGGAACCGCCCUCUCCACACUCUUGAUGCGCAGCAGGACCAUAAACUCAUGUUUGGUCUGCUCUUCUCUCUCAAAUCUUUGACUGCUAAGAUGGAUCCUACCAGUGCGGAGAAAGGAAACCUUGGCGUUCCUCAGUUACCUGGCCAAGGUUGUUCAUUUCACAGUUUUAGUACAAACACGUACAAGCUUAGUUUCAUGGAAAGUCCUUCUGGGAUAAAGAUUAUCUUAAUUACUCAUCCUAAAACUGGUGAUUUACGGGAGUCAUUGAAGUACAUUUAUAACUUGUAUGUUGAAUAUGUUGUCAAGAAUCCACUGUACGCCCCUGGAACUCCAAUCAGGUGUGAGUUGUUCAAUACAAAUCUUGACCAAUAUGUGAGGAGCGUUGCAUAGCAAAUCAUGGUGAGGCUUAUCCUUUAUCAAUGCUAAGCUAAGCGAGAGACGAGGAGGCAAUGAGAAGAUUUGAUUUGGAAGCAUGUCAGUGGAACCAUCUAUUGUGUGUCAAUGUCGAUUGUUGAGCCAAUACAAUUAACAAUGAUUUUUCUAGUGAAAAUACAGUUAACAAUGCUAAGACGUGAUGACCUGUUAAUGUUAUUGUUGCAUUUAAUUUUGGUGUAUAUUUUAAUGAGAAAACCUUAAAUUAUUGUUGCAUUUAAUUUUCCA
Molecule: messenger RNA, 1000 nt
Organism: Tripterygium wilfordii
Lineage: Eukaryota; Viridiplantae; Streptophyta; Magnoliopsida; Celastrales; Celastraceae
Product: trafficking protein particle complex subunit 1-like
Exons: 4
Coding region: 221-730 (169 amino acids)
Biological process (GO): endoplasmic reticulum to Golgi vesicle-mediated transport
Cellular component (GO): TRAPP complex
Source: RefSeq, a predicted model, not a curated record